UUGUUUUGUAGUUCAUUUUGAAUUGCAGAAACUUAUUUAAAAUUACUGAGUUCGGUUUUUGGUUUGUGAUUUUUUAAUAUACUGUACUCAAAUAUUAUAGUAACUAACCGGAGAGAAUGACGUAUAGGUUAAACUACGUACGAAACGGGCUGGAAUUAUGUGCCAUUUUUUACUAAUGACAUUAAGAGGUUUUUGUGACAGUUUAUACGCCGUGGCAAUUCCAUUGCUUAUAUCUUAGACGGUUAUCAUCAGCCUUGAACGUAUAUUCAUUUAUAAUUAUUUUUUUUAUAGUUCUUUGUAAAUUUCUUCAUAACGUUCAUUGAAGAAAAUAAGACUCCGUUGAAAUGUCACAGGCUGUUAUGCCUACAAAUCAGAUGCGUGAGAGCCCACCAAUGGAGCGGAAUAUACACGAAAUGCUGAAGGAUACGCCGGUGAUGAAUGAUAGCAAUACAGCUGUACACUCAGGAACAGCUCCCCCGACACCGCAGCGUAUGGGCUUUAUCCAACACCCGACAUCAUUACCUCUAAGUCAGACUGCAGCCCCAGCAUCAAUGACAUCACCGUCUAUGAAUUCAACGCAGAAUGGCGAUCCUCAAAUCAUAAAAGCCCAACAAUCAAAAAUUGAAAGUAUAAAGAACUGGAGUAUUUCAACAUACAAAUGUACAAAGCAGCUUAUGUUUGAAAAAUUGGGAAAAACUUCAAGAACUGUGGAUAAAGAAUUGGAGGCUCAGAUUGAACAGCUGCGAGACACUCAACGGAAGUAUUCAAACAUCUUGAGACUGUCUCGAGCCCUUGCCAGUCAUUUCUAUCAUGUUGUACAAACUCAGCAUGCACUUGGUGAGGCAUUCUCAGACUUAGCACAGAAGUCACCAGAGCUACAGGAAGAGUUUCUGUACAAUGCAGAAACACAGCGUAGCCUUACCAAGAAUGGAGAAACACUACUUGGGGCUCUGAACUUUUUUGUUUCAUCAGUGAACACCUUGUGCAAUAAGACUAUUGAAGAUACCCUUCUGACUAUUAGACAGUAUGAAACAGCCAGAAUAGAAUAUGAUGCAUACAGGACUGAUUUGGAGUUGUUGGCUCAAGCUCCAAGAACAGACGCAAAUACAGCAAGAUUGGAAGAGGCACAACAUAAUUAUGAACUUCACAAAGCACAUUUUGAAAAGUUAGGCUCAGACGUAUCUGUAAAACUGAAAUUUUUGGAUGAGAAUAGAAUCAAAGUAAUGCACAAACAGCUUUUGCUGUUCCAUAAUGCAGUAUCAGCAUACUUCUCAGGAAAUCAACAGGCACUUGAAGCUACAUUAAAACAGUUUAACAUCAAGGUUAAAUCUCCUAAUUCUUCUUAUCCAUCAUGGUUGGAGCAAUAGUAGCAGGAGAUAAGUAGGACUUGUGAGUCGUGCCCAUUCCAGAUGGUUUGCAGUUAUUGUAAAGUAGCUGUGUAAUUUCACUUAAUGUCAACAUGACAAUGCUGCAACAAUUCCUGCAUCACCUUGUUUAUCAAUCUGUGUGUGCAUCAUAUGUGAUAAAUGUAAAUUAAGUGCUUUAAAAACUUUUGUUGCCAUUUACUAUACAUCAGGGCCAGAAUUCUGCAUUAGUUAACUGCGAACAUUAAUUAUGUAUACUGAAACCCUUGUUCAUCAGUCAUGCAGUAUCAUUUUUUUAGUGAGUUCCUGUUUCAUGGUUUUGUAUGAUUUUGAGACUACAGAUAACUGGUGAACAGUACAUAUAUUUCAUGUAUGGGAUAUAGUGCAUAUCAUUAAUAAAUGACUUCUUUACAACAUUGUUUGCCAGUUAGCCCACUUGGAUAAAAAUUUAAAACUUAUAAGAAAUAAAAAUGAAAAAAAUUGUUUAUAUUUUCUAAUUUAAAGAAAAUACAGUUAUGUUGUUGCUGCAGUUCAGCAUGCUUAAUAUCUGUGUAAUGACCAGAUUUUGUCGAAUACGUAUAUGGUCAGCAUUUAGCUAUGUUGUGCAGUGUAACAACUGACAGCUAUUAGACUAUAGAUGUUUCAUGUAUUGAAAAAUAAAUGACAUGAACACCUUCAUUUCCUUUCCAGAUGUCUAGGAUUAACAGUGUGUUUUUAUGAGUAAAAUUGUUACUGCUACACGUUAUAUCAGGACAAAUUUGAUAUUCUUAAAGCACGUCAUGUGUUAAUGUGAUCCAUGUGUAGUGUGAUGCUGAAAGAAAAAGUCAUGUAGUAUCUGUACUAUGGAAAAUUGCCAUAGAUUUCUUUCUUUCUUUCUUUUCUUUCUUUUUUUUCCUUUUUGUACACAGUACAAACUUUCAAAGCUGAUAUUGUGAAUGCCACUGGAUUUAUAUUGGUUUUAGUGCACUGUGACUUCAAGACAGUGCAUUCAAAUAUAAACCUAGUAUUGCUAAAAAGAGUAGGUAUCAGUUUCCAGUUUGUAAUGACAACACUGCUGAUAAAAGGAGAAUAUUAGACCUCUUAGACAGUAUAAUUAAUGACAGACAGAAUUUAGAAUUGAUUAUCACAUGCUUAUCACAUUACAACUACUGUGCUUUUUUGUCGUAGUUGGUGUGUUCUUCUGUACUCUGUUAUAUGCGUGUACGAAUGUCACAGUAAUGUGAUGACAUCUCAUUGAAAUGCACCAUUACACUCAUUGUAUUCUUUUGCAAAAUGUAUUUUAGCCAGUUAUUUUCUUCUGUCUUUUUUGUAUGGCUCUUUUGACAAAGUUUAGUCAAUUUUUUUUACGUAAUUUUUCUCUUUUGAAUAUUUGCAGUGUUGGCUCGGUUUAGCGCUUUUAAAAGCAGACGAAAAAGUAUUUAUUACAAAUAAUUAAUUCUAACUGGGGAUAAUUUUUGAAGUUCAGAAUAAUAUACCCUUUCAGGUAUUUUGUGCUCUGCACAGUUACUUUCCAGAGAAAGUGAGUUUUAUUCAGUGGUAAUUUCAAAAUAACACUGUUUGUCUUUGUCAUUGUGACAUCCACCUCAUCCAAAAAGGUACAAUAAACAAUGCUUUGGUGUUAAUAGUUUGUUUUGAAGUUGUAUACUGGAGCUGAUGUUUUGAACAACGGCGUUUUCUCUAUGUGAAAGGCUUUAGUGUCUCCUCGUCAUGUGCAGUAUUUAAAUGCUGCCAAUGCUUUCAGUAAAUAGUAAAUGGAGAUUAGUGGUACCUUGUGCAAGUAUGACAAUAUCUGGUGGUGUAAUUGAGCAGGAGAAUAGUCAUCUAUGGGAGUGCUGAUUUUGUGUAGUACAGCACUUCUGUUGCUACCGUCCACAAUUAAAUUUGCUCUCCUGGAAUACUGCCAAGUAUUUUACUUCAUUUUAGAUGACCUGCAAGCAUAGCUCGUAUAUAAUGUGCCAUUUAUAGCUGACGUAAUGCCUUAGUGACAGUGGUUGACAACAAGAGACUUGUAACUCUUUUGUCUUUGUUUUCUAUACAGUAUUUGCCGAUAAACAUUUUUUUCCCAUGUGAUUCAGUAUUUAAAGACUGAUACUAGAAAUAAACAUUUAAGUGGUGGUAGAAAAGGCAGUAUGUGCCGUGUUCUCUCUCCCUUCCCCUCUCUGGCAUAAGUAGUUCAUUAUGACCUAAGGAUGUGUUUCCUCCUUUCAUUUGUCGUAUUAUCUUUGCAUUCUCACAAGUGGCAAACAUUAAAGGCCUUGUUAUAAAUUUCAUUUGAUGCUUUGUAUGUGUUGCUGUCAUUGAUCAAACUGUGCACAUUUUGGCUUGUGUUGUCUGAAUACCAUAUCUCAUAUAAUAUUCAAAUCAUUAUGAAUUUAAUUGUCUCAAUUAAAAACAAAGAAACAGUAGAGAUUUACAACUUACUGUUUGGGCAGUAGACAUACACAAAAAUGAAAUUUGGAACUUGUAAGGAUAUGCACAUACUUCAGAGCUAACUACAAGUUCCAAAUCUUAUUUAUGUGUCUGCUGUUGCCCAGAGUCCAAAGCAUACUCAUCUACUGUUUAUGUUGCACUCAGAAUUUUCCAGUAUCUUAUUAGUGUUUCAAAAGUCAUUAUGUAGAACUGCAUAGUAGCUCGACUUGACACUCCAUUAAGGUUUUUUUUUUUCUGGGGGGUGGGGGGGAGAUAUUUAAUAUCUUAUAAUUGAAUCGAAUUGUGGUUUCCAUAGAAAGUUGCGAGAGAGAAUGUUAGAAAUGUAUUUUGGAGCAUUUCAGUGAAUGAUCUAUCAGUGAAACUUUUACAUGCUUUUUUAUAUUUAUUUGUGAUAUUUGUUGUCAGCUUUAAUAUAAUUUUUAAUGUAAAGCUUCUUAUUUGUACAGAAACUUUAUUCGGCAUAGAGUAUAAUUCUUAAACGUAUAUUUUAUAUACACAAUAGACUCACAAUGGUUAAAGUAUUCGUAGAUACAAUCUCACAAAAUUUGUAACACAAAUACGUAUUUGAAAAUAUGAAUCAGAGUAUGUCUCUCAAUGUCUUUACCAAGUUCUGACAUACUUCUUAUUUUAAGGUAAGCUUCUUGCAGACGUCUGCAGUUGAGUUUUUUGUCUGUUAUUGGUUUGAUGGUGUUUAUUGUAAUCUUACUUUAAUAUAAAACAUGAUAUUUAAUUGUACUGUUAUGAACAGAGUUAAAAAUACAAAUGAAAUUUCUUACACGAUGAGAUGAGUGUAGCAAAAACUUCUUCUUUUCAUAAUAGAAAAUUGUCUAUGUGGUACAAGUUGUCAGUGCGUUGAGAUGCCCUUGCAUUAAUUAACUGUUAACUGUAGUAAUGUAUCAUGUUAACUAUAGUAAUGUGUCAUACAUUCAUAUUAAAAAUAUUAUAAGUCAAGAGUAUUAUUUUCCCUUUUGUCUCAGUAAUGUAAGAAGGCAAUUGUAUAUUCCAUAAUGAGAAAUUUAAGAUAAAAACUACAGAGCCCAUAAUUAUUUUAUGUGGCUCAGUUAGUAGAUAAUAUUUAUGUUUUCGGGCUUUGCGCACACGCACAUGCGUGUGCGUGUGUCAGUGAGUGAGAGAGAGAGAGAUUUUAAAGCAGCUGUGGUGUAUUUGAGGUAAUGUGAGACAGUGUAGUUAGUAGUAUAUAAAGUUUUUUUCACUCAGACCCUUUCAGCUCUUAAGAAUUUUAUGUUGCAAGAUAUUUGUUUGGAUAGAAAGUGAUGAAAACUGAGUUAUCUUUUGAUAGUAUUGUAGAAAUGAAAUAUUUUUUCACAAAUGUCUUUUAAUAACUUUUGUGUUGUGCUAGUAAUAGGACAAUAGCUUGAAGAGUAUAUAAAUAAGACGAGGCAUAUGCAUGACUGUCGUAAGCUAUUUGACUGUUACCUAUAUAAAUAUCAAUUCUCAAUGCUAAGAAGAAUUUAAAUUGUACAUGUGGUGCAUCUAUGAUUGUGUUUUCUAUUCUCGGCAACACCUUGUCAGAUUAGUGAAUAUUUAUUAGGUCUCUGCCCUGUAGGUUUUGCUCCUAAUUUUGAUGCUGUUUCAAAUGAUUAUUUCAUGUUACACAGUUUUUAUUUGUUAAUUCCUGCAUAUAAUUUACUUCAUUUGAAUGAUUUUUAAUCAUAUAAUGAUCAGAAAUCUGGCCCUGAUUAUUUAAGGCAAAAUUUUGUUAAUGGUUAAUGCUGAGCUGUUUUCAGUUUCCAGCAAAUGUAUGUGUAUUUGUGUGAAGAGUUAUUUAUUGACUUUUGUGGCCAUCAGAUCAAAAACUCAAGUAAUAUUAAAGUAUUUUAACAGGCUUUCACCUCAAACUUAUUAAUUCAGUUAAUGGUAUUAUUACAUUACCUGAUGUGUCUACAGUUUAUAAAGGAGGAUACAUUUUAAUUAAAUCAACCCUGUAUUAAUCACUGUAUGUCAACAGGGAUGAUUAUAAUUUACAAAGUUGUUUGCUCCACAAGUUAGUUCCAAAACAUAGGGAAGUAUAUCAUGUGGAUGUGAAAUAUGUUCAUUGUGAGUAGAGAGAGUGUGGAUUCCCCCCCCCCCCCCCCUAUUCGCUUAGGAU
This is a messenger RNA of Schistocerca nitens (vagrant locust), 5904 nucleotides long. It is a transcript of the gene Arfip, whose product is annotated as arfaptin-2. The record is from RefSeq and is a predicted model, not a curated record. The coding region runs from base 345 to 1367 and encodes 340 amino acids. Lineage: Eukaryota; Metazoa; Arthropoda; Insecta; Orthoptera; Acrididae. The transcript is spliced from 6 exons. Gene Ontology annotation, molecular function: protein domain specific binding; phospholipid binding. Gene Ontology annotation, cellular component: trans-Golgi network membrane. Gene Ontology annotation, biological process: regulation of Arp2/3 complex-mediated actin nucleation; intracellular protein transport.